This is a messenger RNA of Metarhizium acridum CQMa 102, 522 nucleotides long. Its product is annotated as regulator of Ty1 Transposition, variant 2. The record is from RefSeq and is a predicted model, not a curated record. Lineage: Eukaryota; Fungi; Ascomycota; Sordariomycetes; Hypocreales; Clavicipitaceae. Gene Ontology annotation, biological process: DNA double-strand break attachment to nuclear envelope; double-strand break repair. Gene Ontology annotation, cellular component: Cul8-RING ubiquitin ligase complex; nucleus.
AUGGCUGCCAGACCUGGCGUAUUCAACGAGUGCGUUGUCGCGUUCGUUCCUAGCAACGAGCUUGCUCCAAAGUUAAUUGGCGACUUAUCCCGCAUUGUAGAAGACAACGGCGGCACGAUUUGCGAACCCCGCCGCAACGGCUCAAUUCCCAUCGAAAAAGCCACACAUAUCGUUUCCAACACCAUAAACUUUGAGCAGUAUGUCGAGUCACAAGCUAUUAUGAUUCCCGUCGUAUCAGAGCACUGGAUCUCGACUUCGGUCAUGAGAAGGAAAGUCGCACAAGUCAGGCCGUUCUCUCCGGAUCCGCGAAUGAUCUUUGCCGAAAUUGUUGUCACUUGUGCGGAUUUGCCGCUGAUGGAUAAGGAGAGCAUCAUCGGGGCCACAAUGGCACUGGGAGGACAGGAAUCCAAGGAUGUGACCAGGUUGACAACACACAUUUGUGCGCUAAGCAUGGAUGCGCCAAAAGUCAAGGUGGCGCUUGAAAAAGGAUUCAAGGGCAAAAUUGUUCUGCCACAUUGGUGA